ACGGUAAAUGUCAAAAUAUAACCUGCGAAAAAUUUUUUAGUCAAUCACAUUCAGAAUUUUAUGAAAACAAUUUCAUUCGGACGUCGUUCUGGUCGUUAUGCAUUAGUUGCACUCUCCCUUGUGGAUUCUUACUUCUCGUUUUGAAAAUUUUAAUUUAAAACUUAGGAAUGUUUUCAAAUGGCCUAACAUGCAACCUCCCGUUUAAUUGUAUGAGCGUGACCAGGGAUUCUGGUUCAGAGGAGUUGUUGCCCAGUAAAAUGGCCCGGGAACCUGUCCUGUUGAAUGUUUAUGAUAUGUAUAAGAUUAACGAGUAUACAUCUAAUAUUGGUUUAGGAGUUUUCCAUUCAGGAGUUGAAAUUUAUGGUAUUGAAUAUGCAUAUGGUGGACAUCAAUUUCCAUUCACCGGAAUAUUUGAAAUCAAUCCAAGAGAUGAAAAAGAAUUAGGGGAUCAGUUCACAUUUAGACAGACCAUUCAAAUUGGUUACACAGAUUUCACAGAGGAUGAUGUUAAAAGGAUUAUAAAUGAGUUGGGCAAGGAAUUCCGUGGUGAUAGAUACCAUUUAAUUAAUAAUAAUUGCAACCACUUCUCAAGUUCCUUAACUAAAAUUUUAUGUGGACAAGAAAUCCCGCCGUGGGUGAACCGACUUGCGUACUUCAGCAGUUGGGUGCCCUUUCUUGAAAGGUGCCUGAAAAAGGAAUGGCUGAUGCCAAUGGCGUUGCAGCACAGCAUCAACUGUCGACAAGAUUCCACUUGUUCGGACGCGUCCACGCCCCCCUACUAACACCAGAAUUGCCAAAACACCAACUAUGUUUACAAAACUGAAAAAAAUAUUGAUGAAAAUGAUGAAUGAAUUAUGCGUUUAACAGUUUUUAACAGUUAGUUUUCCUGAUAGCACUAACAUUAAGAUUCUUUUUGUGUGAUUGUGCAAUGGGACUGUCCUCAGAACAAUAACAUCACAAUGCCAAAUUGUCCGUCUCAUUGCAGCAACGUUUGUCUCCAAUGUUUAAUCCCCUAGUCUAAAUCGUUUUGUGACUGAAAAAAAAACUGUGUUUAUUUUUUAAUAGUAGUGAUGUGUCCGUUUCUCUGUUUUUAAAUUACACUUUACAAAUAUUAUUGUCUUACUGAAAGUAUAGUGUAAUUAAAGAACACAUUUUUAGAAAUAUUUUGUCCCCUAUAAUAAUCAUUUAUUAGAAUCUUUCAAAAAUUUAUUGUGCGGUUAUACAAAUUUAGAUAGGCCUUAGGCUAAAUUAAUAAAUUAACAACAAAACAUAGAAUUGUUAAUGGUGUGAAUGUUUUACAGAUAUGUUAGAUUCUAGUAAUAACGAGAAAUGGCAUUUGUUCGACUUCCGUUGUCUAUUUUUAUAAAUCAAUUGCAGUAUCUAUUUUAAAACAUUCAAUGCAAGUGGUUUAUUAUGUUUAUUUAGAUAACAAUUCGCUGAAUAUCAAUUGCGCAUUUAUGUUGCUUUAUUAAUCAUUCUAACUUUAUUUAUUCAUACCCGAUAAUUCUAAAUUUAUCAUACAACUAAAAUGAUCACUUUAACAUUGCAUCGUUUUGUUAAAAACUGCCCCAAAAAUGUUAAUGGAUGUGAAAGUUUUUAUAGACUGUGAAUUCAGGCACUAAAAAAAGUACGUUAAAAUUAAUUUUGUAAUAAUGUUAUUGAAUAUUUCUAAGUGGCCUAUAUAAAUUUGAAUACGACAUUUGAUUUGUAAAUGUCCAAAGAAAAAAGACUGUACUUUAAUUUAUUUCACGAUUUAAUUUUACACCUAAAAGAAAACCCAGCCUCGUAACAUCCGAAAAUUAAAUUGACCGGGUGUUAUAGAAAACAUUCUCUCAUUAUCAGUACAAAGUAUAUCAAUUUUUCUUUGUGUAAGACACCAUUAUGGGCCAGCCAACAAUAAACUGUGAAAGUGAUACAGCUUUUAUGGUGUUUUAUACGGGAAGCUCAAGAGAACAAAAUUAUAUGAAAUAUACAUAUAUAAACGCAAGGUUUACAUACUUGCAUGUACAUAAUGAUGCACAAUGCAUUUCCUUUUUUUCAAAAUAUGUGAAAUUGAAGGUGAAUCUGUUUAUUACAAAGGUGUUUUAUAUAUAUUAUUUAAUACAUUUUAAUUGAUUUAAA
This is a messenger RNA of Aethina tumida (small hive beetle), 2121 nucleotides long. Its product is annotated as deubiquitinase DESI2. The record is from RefSeq and is a predicted model, not a curated record. Lineage: Eukaryota; Metazoa; Arthropoda; Insecta; Coleoptera; Nitidulidae. The transcript has 5 exons. The coding region runs from base 168 to 782 and encodes 204 amino acids. Gene Ontology annotation, molecular function: deubiquitinase activity. Gene Ontology annotation, biological process: protein deubiquitination.